GCUAGUGUAAUUGUGACAUCCGUGGCUGGGUUCGGUGGAUGCGGAGGGGUUUGUCGCCAGUCGGUGUCUUUGGGUUUUCUUUUGGUCAUCCCCAAUCAAUAGGUUCCUAGAUGUCUAACCCAACGAUAUUCAACCCGGUUAUGCCAUACAGUGGUGCGAUCUUUGGUGGUUUGCGACGAGGGCAGAUGAUAGCAGUGCAAGGAAUAUUGCCCAAAGAAAGUGAAAGAUUCCAAGUGGAUUUACAGUGUGGAAGCAGUGAAAAACCUCGUGCAGAUGUAGCCUUCCAUUUCAAUCCACGUUUUUGGAGAUCUGGGCGUGUUGUUUGCAAUACUCUGACAUGUGAAAGAUGGGGACGUGAAGAGAUAAAAUAUGAGAUGCCAUUCAAAAAAGGAGAGCCAUUUGAAAUCAUUUUCUUCGUAAUGGUUGACAGGUUCAAGGUUGCAGUUAAUGGAAAACAUUUCAUGGACUACCAACACAGAAUAAGUGUGGACAGAGUUGACACACUUGGAAUUUCCGGUGUGGUCCAAAUUCAAACGAUUUGCUUCUUGAACAGCACUGAACAGGAUAAUCCAUAUUCUACCCUACCGAUAAAGAAGACUGAUGCAAGUGGGACUCAUGCCAAGCCUACAACAAUUCCAUUGGCUGUUCCUUACAUGGGUCAGAUUAAGGAUGGAUUAUGCCCUGGUCGAACAAUCACUCUUCAAGGCAAAGUCAAUAGGAACCCAGACAGGUUCGCUAUUAAUCUCUGUGUGAGUGAUUCCACCGACAUUCCACUGCACCUGGCACCUCGGUUCAAAGAAAAAGCUUUCGUUCGAAACUCUUUUCUCUAUCAAAGCUGGGGUGAAGAGGAGAGGAAGAUAGACGACUGUUUUCCAUUUAACCCAGAGGCAUACUUUGAGAUUAUCAUUUAUUGUAGUUCUGACUGUUUCAAGAUUGCUGUGAAUGGAGAGCAUUUAUUGGAAUAUAAACACCGGUUUACUGAUUUGAGCAAAAUUGACAUGUUGGAAGUAGAUGGAAAUAUCCAGCUGUUUGAAGUACAGACUUGGUAGGUGGAGAGAAGCUGCUGACCAAAAUUCACACUCAUGCCAGGAUAAUAACUGGGUGCGUAACCUAUCGAAUUCUGUUUCUAAUUAUAGAGAAUACGUGAUCAAAUCAAGAAGAAAAUAAUUUCUUCGGGAUUGUUGCAUGAUGUUUGAAGAUCUGGAUUUUGUUUUGGAAUUGCUUUGUUGAAUUCAUUUAAAUCUCAGUACUCAAAGAAAAGAAUUUUGAGGGUAGCAUCAAUUCUAUAGAACCACCUCCAACCUCUCCCACAUCACGACUUAAAUAAUUUUGAAUGCUAAAUGGUUUCAAGUGCAUAGAUAAUUUUACUUUGGAGUUCAAAUGGUGUUUAAAUAUGUAUUUUUUAAAGGCUGCAAUGUGUUAAAAUAGUUUGCUAAUGUCCUAAAUCCUAUCCUGCAAAACAAAGUCAGACUGUUAAUUAAACUGAGCACUUCUUUUCUAACUUUACUCAGCAUCAAAGGCUGUGCAAUGUUGGCUUUAGCCUAUAAGUCUGAGUAUUCUAUCUGACUAAUGUGCAAACAUGAAUAGUCAAUUAAAACUAUGGUAUUCCACAAAUGUUGUAGAUGGAAGUAUUAUUCAUAAAAAGCUAAUACGUUUUGGUUUUCUCAGGCUGUUUUAACAACCUGUUUCACAAAUUAUUGUAGAGUUCUGUGCAGUGUUACAAAAUCAUUUGGUUCAUUUGGCUAGCCUGCACAACCUGGACACAAAAGACAAUAUGAAAUUUAAUUUGCAUUUUUGAUCUUGAGGGGCAGAAAAUCCACCCCAUUAUUUGAAUUAGGAGUUAGACUGAUGAUCUUUACCCGGCAGCAAGAAUGUUGUCAU
Molecule: messenger RNA, 1881 nt
Organism: Chiloscyllium plagiosum (whitespotted bambooshark)
Lineage: Eukaryota; Metazoa; Chordata; Chondrichthyes; Orectolobiformes; Hemiscylliidae
Product: galectin-8-like
Cellular component (GO): cytoplasm
Molecular function (GO): carbohydrate binding
Source: RefSeq, a predicted model, not a curated record